Messenger RNA from Scomber japonicus (chub mackerel), 761 nucleotides. Its product is annotated as protease-associated domain-containing protein 1-like. The transcript has 5 exons. The coding region runs from base 104 to 679 and encodes 191 amino acids. Lineage: Eukaryota; Metazoa; Chordata; Actinopteri; Scombriformes; Scombridae. The record is from RefSeq and is a predicted model, not a curated record.
GUGGCUGCUGAACUACUGCCGAGUUGUUUACAGCUACAUAUGUUCAGAUAUCAAACCACGCUGAAACCUAGUUUAUAUAAGGAGCUCUACAGAUGUCUUGAACAUGGCAAAGGUUAUUCGGACAGCAGCUUUGGUUUUAUUCCUCUGGAGUGUUUUCAUGCAGUUCAGUCGCAUGUCAGGUCUUGGAGUCAAUGAACUCUUGUAUUUCCGAGUCAUCAGUCCAGAGGAGAUAGGUUACAUCUUCAGCGCAGCACCUGCUAAAGACUUUGGAGGAGACUUUACAUCAUCAUACGAUGAGAUUUUCCUGGUGCCAGCAGACCCAGCAGAUGGCUGUUCAGACCUGAAGGACAAAGAAAUCAUCCAGGGACAAGUCAUUCUAGUGGAGAGGGGAAGUUGCUCUUUUGUACAAAAGGCUCGAAAUGUGGAGGAAGCAGGUGGCAAAGCUGUUUUGAUUGCUGAUAACGUGGUGGACAAUGACAGUCAGUACCUUGAUAUGAUCACUGAUGGAAGCACGGCCAAACCAAGCAUACCUGCUUUAUUCCUGCUGGGACGUGAUGGGAUGAUGAUCAAACGGUCACUUCAAAGACAAGCACUGCCAUGGGCUGUCAUUUCCAUUCCUGUCAAUGUUUCCUCUUUGGCCUCCUUCCCCCUCAAGCAGCCCCCGUGGACAUUGUGGUAGAAUUGACGCACAACCUCAUCCAUUUCCUCAUAUCAAUGCAUAUUCUGUCAUUGGAAAAUAAACUCACAGCCUCACAGGGAAA